Molecule: messenger RNA, 5263 nt
Organism: Acanthochromis polyacanthus (spiny chromis)
Lineage: Eukaryota; Metazoa; Chordata; Actinopteri; Pomacentridae
Product: protein phosphatase PTC7 homolog
Exons: 6
Coding region: 447-1340 (297 amino acids)
Source: RefSeq, a predicted model, not a curated record
GGGUCUCUUCCUCUGUCGCGCAUCCUCGCUGGGAGGCGGGGCACGUCAUGGCACGCGUCUCUGUGAUUGGCUGGUCCCCGUUCUCCCUGACGUCACGGUUGUAAAUCCCCGUAUGCCCUCGCAGCUCCGUGUCCGGGGGAAACCACAAACAUGUCGGUGCGGAGAGAACCGAGCGGCGGAACUGCGGCUGACAAGAGCUCACUUGAGACAUAAGCAGCACCAGUCUGGACGAGCAGUGAAGUUUUAGGCAACUUUAGAGCAGCUGUUGUUGUUUCACAGAAGCGGGCCGGCGAGGAACGAAUGGACGGAUAAAACCCAUACAGCUGGGGCUUGGAUCGGAAGACGCAGCCUCGCAGGCAGGUGGCCGGGGCCGGUUACAGAGAGACAAGGAGAGGAGGGCAGCGUGUGCGGGCUCAGAUCAGGACUGGGUCUCUCCUCGCUAGGGGAUGUUAUCCGUACUGUCUUAUGGCAGACUGGUAGCCAGGGCUGUCCUGGGCGGACUCUCUCAGACAGACGGUCGGGACUACAGCCUGAUCAGCGCCAGCUAUGGCUUCGGUAAAGACUUUCGGAAGGGGAUCCUGAAGAAAGGGAUGUGCUACGGGGACGAUGCCUGUUUCAUAGCGCGGCACAGGACCGCCGACGUGUUGGGUGUUGCAGACGGCGUAGGCGGAUGGCGGGACUACGGCGUCGACCCGUCUCAGUUCUCUGCCACCUUGAUGAGGACUUGUGAGCGGCUGGUGAAGGAGGGACGCUUCACUCCCAGUAAUCCAGUGGGCAUCCUGACCUCUGGCUACUACGAGCUCUUACAGAACAAAGUUCCCCUGCUAGGGAGCAGCACGGCCUGCAUCGUGGUUCUGGAUCGACGGAGUCACCGGCUACAUACAUGUAAUCUUGGUGACUCGGGCUUCCUGGUGGUGCGAGGAGGAGAGGUGGUUCAUCGCUCAGAUGAGCAACAGCACUACUUUAACACACCGUUCCAGCUGUCCAUCGCUCCUCCGGGUGCUGAGGGGGUUGUGCUCAGCGACAGUCCUGAAGCAGCCGACAGCUCCUCUUUUGACGUGCAGCUCGGCGACAUCAUCUUAACGGCGACAGAUGGUCUCUUUGACAACAUGCCAGACUACAUGAUUCUUCAGGAGCUCAAAAAACUCAAGACAACCAACUAUGACAGCAUCCUGCAGACUGCACAGAGCAUUGCAAAGCAAGCUCAUGACCUUGCCUACGACCCCAACUAUAUGUCCCCUUUUGCACAGUUUGCCUGUGACAACGGCCUGAAUGUAAGAGGGGGGAAGCCAGAUGAUAUCACGGUGCUGCUGUCCAUUGUGGCUGAGUAUACAGACUAAAAGUGUGCAUGUGUCUGACUGCUUCUCUGGGGCGGAUCCUUCCUUGCCGUCUGCCUGAGUCUUCCACCUGCAGCCCUCCCAAAAUGCACUUCGUCCUGUGGGCUGACAGGGGAGGCCCACCGACACGACACUCACCCCCUCACCGUGCGGCUGACAUCCACCUGUGUAACAUUUUGGGUUUUUUUUUUUCUUCUGCUGUUUUGUUUUGGUGCUUGAACUACUGAGGGACAGCAGGCAGCUGGGACAUUUUCAUGUUGAUCAUGAUGCAGGAGGAGAGCAGAGAAGGACGGGCUGACGGAUGCCUUCCAGUCUCCUGGGUCUCGUCGCACGGCAUCGACACUUUCAACGGCCACUUUCAACGGCCACUUUGUGGCCAAGAGACGGUCUGGGGGGGUGUGGAUGAAGCGAGGGCUUUAAAAUCUGGUAGCUGUCGUGUAGACAAACAGUGAUAAUAUAAGGAGUAAGCCAUGGGUUUGGAUUCUUUAAAGAGUAGCGAUAGAGUUGGGCUUCAAGAACUGGUUCCAACUUGGAGCUGGUUUUAAAGUUACGCUAAAGGAGUCGCUAGGAAAUUUCUAUUUUGAUUCUGCUCAUCGAUUCCUAAACAAAUUUCACUGGUUCAGUUCAAUUUUAUUUAUAUAGCGCCAAUUACAGGUCAAAUUGUCUCAAGAUGCUUUGCAGAACCCAUAUGCCUGCACCCUAAGAGCAGCUCUAAGAGGACAGUGCCGAGAAAAACCUCCCUUUUAACGGGAAGAAACCUUGAGCCGAACCCGGCUCUUUAUGUGGGGGGACUUAUCUGCCUGCUGGCCAGCUGGUUGAGAGGGAUAGAAGAGGUAGAGAGGGAGGGAUGGGAAAAGAGGCGGGUGGGGAACAAGGAACAUUUAACACACAUUUGGAUACAUGCAUGAUAAGCUAGAUGAUACAUACGAAGUACCAGCUAACAUUGAAACUGAUUCAUAACUUCACUGUUAUGAUGUACAGCAUUAAAUAUACUACACAUGUAUAGCUGGUAGUAAAAUUCAAACAGUGUGUAGGUGAGCAUAUCAAGUAUAGUAAGCGGUGCCAGUUUACAAGCUGUGCACUGCAAACGCCUACUUGUCCGUCAUGCAAGCCGAAUGCUUCGUGUUCUCCCGUCUCCUAAUCCAUUCAUCUUAAUAAAUCAUGAGUUCAGCGUUAUUCUCAGCCUACUUAACUGUUGCGGAGCUGCUUGAUUAGCAGGUGAACGGCACAAAUUGUCCCCAAUAAUUACCUUGAUUCAGGAAAUGUACAGUUACAAAUCAUUUUCCAAGAACUGAGCUGACUAAAAAAAUACUGAUAUGAAAAUGUAUACCAGAAAAGAGACCACCAUUGUUACGAAUAUGGUUGUUUUAUCUAUCGGAGGGAUUCUCCUGCUAACAUUUAGGUGUCUAUCAAUGGUACGUAGUAUUUCACAAGAGGAGGAAGGUGCUGUCUUAACUUGACACCAACAGGUACUCAUUAUUUCUGUUAUUCAACACAACACACAGACGUUCAGUAAGUGUUAUGCAUGUGAAGGUGUAUUACAGCAGACUAACUUAUAGUAAUGCUUUACUGUUACUGUUGCAACAUGUUGAUACUUCACACAACAAAUACACAAAUCUACGUCACCAGCUCUCUUAAAGGGGAUGUGUUUGAAGGAAAAAAAACUAUACAGACAGUAAUUCAUAUAAUAAAAGUUUGUUGACCUUGAUAGACAGAGAUGCCAGUACAAUGUUGUAAAAAUUAUUUAUCCGAUGAUUAUUCCUCAUAUAUUAAUGGAAAUGCAGGAUUUUACUGUUAUAGUAACUUUGACCACCUUCCCCUCCAAGAAUCUGAAUUGAGACUCGAUGAGAAACCGGAAUCGAUAAGCAGAAUCAUUAGAACACCCAACCUGAGCUAUUCGUCUCUGUUCAGCUUAACAACCUGUUCCAUGUUGUAAAUGUGUUUGAACAAAGCAUCCAGAGUAAAAUGAGGGAGCUGAUGUUGGGAAUGAUGGGUGUUGUCGGAGGAUGAAACGUAGGAGUCGGGUUUUGGCGUCUCGGGUUUGGAAAUGUGAACGAAGAAAGAGCUAACUACACUCAGAUCAAAGAAACCUGUACAGAGAAACUCGUCAAAGCUUUCAUGUGAAGGUUCAUCAGGUUUUGUCAUGUGGCUGGAGGGAAAUGCACUUCCUGAUAAGUUGUAAAUAUUUUUGUGUCUUUCCGGCUACGUUCUGGCCUUUCUGUUGUUGUUAAAGCAAAGAGCUCUUUCGUUACUGUCGUGGAGGAUAAACACAUGCAUUCAUAAAUCUAUUUUCCUGUAUAGAUAUUAAUCUUGACGUGAGCUUCAUCUGCCCCACACUUCCACUUUCUGAAAUGAACAAGAAGACUUUUGCUGAGGUUGAUGGCUGCAGCAGCCGUGUGGUAGAAAGGAUGUAAAACAUGUGAGCGUGCAUGAGGCACUUAUGUGAGACGUUGUUACUGGAAUGUGUGUUAUAUUUAAUGUUUUGUUGUCUCAGAGAGCUAAAGCUAGAGUCUGGGAAUGCUUACAAUUGCAAUGAUAGGUCAGGAAUGACUUUAAAGGAAAAAGAUGUAUUUUUUUAACAUUAUUUUUGUUUUAAAAGCAACAGAUUGACGUGUCUGCUGACAUGAAAUAUGUGUGAUGGAUGACUAAAAGAUCCAGCUAUCUUAAAGUGAAUCAAUGUGCAUUGUGUGGGUGUGUUUCAGGUCUGUUUUUAUUUCUCAGUUCCUUUUGUCCCUUUGCAUUCGUUUGCUGCUUCUCUUUUGUAAUUCAGACGUCUGUAUAUGGCUGUAUGUUCAUGAAUACAGUCACCAUGAUUGUGACGAGUGUGUGUGUGUGUAAACGCGUGUGCUGGAUUUCGCCAAAUUACAUUAAUCAAAGACACUGAUGAUACUGUUCUGCUCAUGAUAGUCUGUCCCUUUGUCUAACACAAGUGGUUUGGACAAAGUCUUGCACCAAAGACACAUUUUUCUUUGUGUAUAUCAUUUUGCCCUCUUUGUUUAGCAUCAUACAGCAAUACUGUAAGUUCCUCGUGCUCAGAAUCGUGUGUGAUGGUCCAGAAGCAUCUGUGGAGUGACAUUAAAAUGUAUUUUCUAAUGUUGUUUGAGAACAAAAGUUGUAUCAUACUCUUGGGUAAAGUUAUAUGUGACUGGUUAUCUGUGGAGACAGGUAGAAAAUAAAACACAAAGAAGAAAAGCCAUAUAUAAAUACAUGAUUCGAGGCUGCUCUGUAAGUGUAAAGUUAGCAUUGUGUUGGUGGAGACCAAUAUUGUCACUGUGUUGCUGCCGUAGUUGAACCCGCUGGUCCUUUGUGUUUUGUAUAAGAGAGCAUGUGAUGGGGCAGCAAUAUAGCAAUGAAAAAAAAAUCUGCUACUAUGACCACAUUUUACAUCAUUUUAAAACUGACUGGAGACACUUUUUUGAAUAUAAUCUGUCCAGCUGUCUGUUCAUUUUGCAUGUUUCUCUCUCAGCUACUGGCACCACUUUACAAAGUCCAUUCAUAGUCUGUUGUUGUCUUUAGAAUGGUUUGUGUGAAGCUUCAAAGAUAGCUCUGUAUUUGACAGAGAUGUAACCUGUGUGCAGAUGGAGGAGGCGUGAGCUUACAGUACGAGGGUGAGCACAGAUUCAGCCUUAACAAAUAGCUAGACCUGUAAUCAAGAGGCCUUUCCUGUCAUUGCAAGCUUGUCUCGUCUGCGUCGUGUUGCACGGUGUUUGAUGUAAAUGAAGUGGGAUCCCCUCCUGCCCCGUCUUUCUGCCCCCGUAAAGCCGUUUUCAAAGGUGCUUCUGCGGUCUAUUGGUAUGAUUGUCCUCUUUCCAGCAAGUGUGUGAGAGGUACACCUGUCUACAGUGUAAUAAUGCAGGUCUAAUUUAUGUAAAUAUGUUUUCAAAUAUGUACAAUAUUUAAAUAAAGAAUCUAGUAUUUAUACUAAA